Trypanosoma cruzi is the source of this 1959-nucleotide messenger RNA. RefSeq lists its product as uncharacterized. Lineage: Eukaryota; Euglenozoa; Kinetoplastea; Trypanosomatida; Trypanosomatidae. The record is from RefSeq and is a predicted model, not a curated record. Bases 1 to 1959 code for a protein of 652 amino acids. The transcript has a single exon. Gene Ontology annotation, molecular function: protein binding.
AUGACAGUGCCGCUCCCGUGGGAGUCGUACACGCCGCGCGCUUUUUUGCAGGGGUCGAGCGGGACAUUCCAUGGCUUCUUCUGGGACGUCGUCCACACGUACGUUGGACAUUCGUGCGAGAGCCUGCGCUUGCUGCGAGAGGGCGGCGUGGCGCUGAGCACUAGUCUUCGGACUGGGUCGUCGUGUACGCACGAUUCCGUGCGGCCUGUUGUACCGCCGCAGUUUUUGACAACGGGGGUGAUUCCGCCCAUGGUCCCAAUGGAGGAGCUCCCUGCGGUUGACUGCUGUGAGAAAGACACGGCCAUUGCGAAACUGAGAGAGCGCUGCUUCCGUUACGGCGAGAGCGUUUUGCGGCUGCUGAAAAUUGCUGAGGAUUAUUCUGCUAGUUGGGGUCGCUUGAAGGAUUAUGAGCAAAAACAGCUGGAUGCCGCUCUUGCGAAUGAGCGGGCUUCACGAAUUAAGAAGGAUGAAAUUUACGCGUACUUUACGGAUCUGAUUUUUUCGGGUAAGGGACUGCGCCAGGUGACCGAAGACAUCACCCUUUUUUCGAACCUCACGACUUUGGUGCUGAGCAACAAUCCACAGCUUACGUCUAUCCCAUAUUUGCCGCCUGCUUGCUUGGUGCUUGUGGCAUGUGGUUGCUCCAUUCGGGAGGUGUGCGCCUCGACUACGCUGACCUUUCUGGGGUUGUCGUACAAUGCGAUGGAGCAGAUGGAAUUCCUGGGCGGUCUACCAAAUUUACGUGUGCUGGACCUCACCCGCAACGCCGUCUUCUCCAUUGAGGCAACUGUGGAGGCGCUGCGGGCGCACCCGCUGCUGGAGGACGUGACUUUUACUGGUUGUCCCAUCGCAUUGUUGGACGACUACAUUGAACGAAUUGUUGCUGCAUGUCCAAGAUUGCGUCUGUUGGAUCACGUCCCGACUGGUGGGCUCCCAAAGAGUCCGUCCGAGGCGAUGAAGCAUACACCCGCGGUGGUGUUAAGUGUUGAGGUGACGAGGCUGGAGGGGCUCAGUGCACUGGCGCAUAUUCCGGUUCUAAGGGAGGAGACUCCGUUAACAGCUUUUUCGGAGGCAAAGGCUACAAAAGUAAGGAAAAAGACCAGAACCGUUUUGCAGGGACCGUUGUACGAGUGUAGCACAAGCAUAACUCUGCAAGGUUCGUGGGGUGGUAAUAGUGACGGUGAUAAUGAUAAGGGUGCUGUUCUUGUAAAAUGUGAGAAACUUCGUUUGGGACCGGAAGUGCCAGCAGCGACUCAACAGAGACUCAGCAAAAGGAAGUUGCGGGUCUCGGCAACGCAUAUGGAGAAUGUGCGUGUUAUAGAUCAUGUGGUAACGGCAAAUGUGAUGCCUACAGCUGGGCUUUCCCAGUCUCUUGCGAGGCCGUUUGUUCUCACAGUAAAGAUCCAUGACGACAUUCGCUUCCCUAGUGGUAACUGCGUCGCGUUGACGUGUGACAUUGGAUCGUUCUAUGCCGAUGCUUCUAGUCUCUUGCUGAGCACCGCGCCCAUGCCGCGUUGCAUCACUGUGCAUGAGCCCCUUGUUGUUAGUAAGAUGGCAUUGGAGGAAAAGCGCUUUCAGGCUCAAGAAUUCCGUGAGUCUGCAGCCGCUGCGAUGGAGGGCCUCACGCUGUUUACUCAAUCCUCGGAGGCUUUUUCUGGUGUCUUAAAUUUGAGCGGAACCUUGUCACGGAGGCGAAACAAGUCCCUCAUGAUGACUGCUCAGGGUGCUGCGGCGGAACGGUUUUUGGCUGAGGCGAAGAGGCGGGAGGUGGAAAUGGGGGAAUUAACGCUUCUUGCAUUCAUCGUGGAGAGGCGCAUCAGGGAACUGCAGCAGUUGGAGCUGACGGCGACGAUGGGGUUUUCGCUGGGUUCUGCACCGAAGGUAGUGGAGGCGGAUUCCCCGACGACGGGGCGCGCAAAAGCCGCUCUUCGUGGAAAGGGCGAGAGGGUGAGGCGGUGA